Messenger RNA from Trichechus manatus latirostris (Florida manatee), 13313 nucleotides. RefSeq names its product WDFY family member 4 (gene WDFY4). Lineage: Eukaryota; Metazoa; Chordata; Mammalia; Sirenia; Trichechidae. The transcript has 58 exons. Bases 306 to 9182 code for a protein of 2958 amino acids. The record is from RefSeq and is a predicted model, not a curated record. Gene Ontology annotation, molecular function: protein binding. Gene Ontology annotation, biological process: antigen processing and presentation.
UUCUGCUUUCUCCAGGAAAUGAGCAGCUCGAGUGAUUCAUAGUGAAAUGCUGUUGGAGACCGACGAUGCUGGGCCGCAUCCUCUUCCCCCAAGCCUGGGGGUCUACAGCCAGGCAUGGGGCACAGGUGCCAUCUGAUGUCUACAGGCCCUGACCCCCACCACUCCAGAUUCUUAGAGGAAACAACUUCAUAGGAACUGGACUGAAUGAGUCCCGUACCCUGUCCCACGACCAGUUUCAUCAGGAAGAGCUGUGACAGAGCUUUUCACUGUGUGUCAUUCUGAAUUCACAUCUGCUUUGCCAAGGCAUGGAGGCAGAAGACACUCCAGAAGCUGGAGACAGAGUGCGGGACCCAGGGUCUGGCAAUGACAGCCAACCUGAGAGUGUGCAGUCCCCCGGCCCCGAUGCUCUCUGGGAGCUGCUAGAAGGGAAGUUUCUGGAACACAAGCAAGAGGCUUUCAGGACCCCAGAUGAACGCCGGAAGAGCCUGCUGAGUCUUCUCCCCCUGUUCCUGAAGGCCUGGGAACACUCUGUGGGGAUCAUCUGCUUUCCUAGUAUCCCAAUACUGGCAGAGGAUGUGUCCCACCAGUUUGCACAAGAGAUACAGGAGGCCCUUGCUGGAAAGCCUGCAGAGCAAGCACGGGCAGUGGCCUGGCAGUUGCUACGACGGAAGGGGGAUGCGGACCAGGGUGGCUACCUGCUCCUGAAGUCGGUGUACGUGCUCACAGGGAAGGACUCAGAGACCCUGGGCCGAGUUGCUGAAUCUGGGCUCCCAGCCCUGCUCCUACAGUGCCUUUACCUCUUCUUUGUCUUUCCUCCGGAAAAGGAUGAGCUUCUGGAGAGCAACCUUCAGGUUCAGAGGAUGUUUGUGCAGAUGUUGCUCAACAUUUGCAGUGAGUCUCAGGGUCUGGAAGGACUUGUCUCGGGAACCGAACUCCAGUCUCUACUCAUUGCCACGACCUGUCUUCGGGAGCACAGCUGCUGCUUUUGGAAAGAGCCCACCUUCUGCGUGCUGAGAGCAAUCUCCAAGACCCAGAACCUUAGUAUCAUCCAGUACCUGCAGGCCAUGGAUUGUAUUAAGAUUUCCCUCCAGAACCUCUCCAAGCUUGCAGACAUGUUCCCGGCUCCAGAGGUGAGCGAGGCUGUGGGCCUCGUCUUGGGCUUCGUGAAGGAUUCCUACCCCAUCUCCUCAGCUUUGCUCCUGGAGUUCGAGAAUGGGGGGGGCUACCCUCUGCUGCUCAAAGUACUGCUUCGGUAUGAUGGGCUGUCCCAGAGUGAGACGGACCCCCACGUGGAGGAGCUCUUCAGGCUGGUGAUGUGGCUGACCACCUGUGGAAGGUCGGAGCUGAAGGUGUUUGACAGCAUCACUUACCCGCAACGUGAAGGCUUCAAGUUCCAUCACGAGGCUUCUGGGGCAACUGUUAAGAAUCUUCAGGCCUUCCAAGUCCUGCAGAAUGUCUUCCACAAAGCCAAUGACCUUCUCCUCUGCUCACAAGUCUUGUCAGCCAUCAAAACCAUGUGGACCUGGAACGCACACAACUUCUUCCUGCUGGAGUGGACCCUGCAGCCUAUCUCGCAGUUUGUGGAGCUCUUGCACCUGAAACCAGUCCCGGUGCAGAUGCAGUUCUUCCAGUUGCUGGAGGCUCUGGUGUUUGAGCUGUACUAUGUGCCCCAUGAAAUCCUGCGGAAAGUUCAGCGCCUGAUCAAGGAGAACCCUGAGUCACCCUGCACCCUUGUGGCCCUGCAGAGCAUCCACAGGAUCACAGGCGGAGACCUAUUAUUCACCGACAUCUUCCGGGACUCAGGGCUCCUGGGCCUGCUGCUGGCCCAGCUGAGGAAGCGAGCCAAGAUCAUGAGGAAGUCAGGAAACAAAGAGUCCGCUCCUGGCAUUCAGGAUCCAGAAAGAGAGCUCACCUGCUUGAUGCUGAGGACUGUGGCCACGCUUCUUGAGGGCUCAGUUCGGAACGCAGCUGUUCUGAAAGACCACGGCAUGGUGCCAUUCAUCAAGAUCUUCCUGGACGACGAGUGCUACCGCGCAGCCUCGCUCAGCAUCCUGGAGCAGCUCUCCGUCAUCAACGCGGAGGAGUACAUGAGCAUCGUCGUGGGCGCCUUGUGCUCAUCCACGCAGGGCGAGCUGCCGCUGAAACUGGAUCUUCUGAAGUCUCUAAUCCGGAUCUUGGAAACUCCCAAGGGUCAUGCUGCUUUCAGAGUCUCCAGCGGAUUUAACGGGCUGCUGUCUUUGCUCUCCGACCUGGAGGGGUCUCUCCAAGAACCCCCACUGCAGAUGUGGGGGCUGGUCUCCCCCAGCCAGACUCUGGACCUGGUCUUCCACACCCUCUGUGCCAUGUCUGCAGCACUGCACCUAGACCCUGUCAACAGUGACUUCUUCCAGAAAAAUGGGCUGUUUGAGAAGCUGGCGGAGGAUAUCUGCCUGCUGGGCUGUUUUGGAGUCCUGGAGGAAGAGGGAGCCCUGCUGCAAUCCUCGGCAAGCGCAAAACCCAGGCCAUUUGCUGAUUUGCAGAGUGCCGCUUUUUCCUCCACCAGCCCAUUCCCAUCCAGGCUACAGAACUGCCUCCAGAUCCUCAGCUUUCUGGACAGCAUGGCCAGCAGCACCCUCCAUCUGCGGAGGGACUUGACUGUGUCCCUGAGUGCCGGGCUGGAGCCAGUUGUGGAUGCCCAAAAGGGAGAAGCUGGCAGUAACCCCAAGAGCAGCUUCCAGCAGUGGCCAGACCUGGAGGAAAGGACGGAAGAAGGUGAUGCUGCAAUCAUGCACCCCGGGAUGGUGUGUGUCAUGGUGAGGUUGCUGCCCCGGGUGUACCAUGAAGAUCACCCCCAGCUUUCCAUGGAGAUCCAGCACUCCUUGGCCAGCCACCUGCAGGCCCUGGUGAAGUCAGAGAAGAACCGCCAGAUCAUGUGCGAGGCAGGCAUGCUCAGCACCCUCAUGACCACCUGCCACAAGGCCCUGGUCACCAGCAGCCACCCCCUGCACCUGAGCCUCAUCAGGAUUUUUGAGAAGCUUGCCUCCCAAGCCAUCACACCUGACGUGCUAAGACAGUUUUUAGGCCUUGGAAUCCCCCCACCUGCAUCAGCUGCUACGAAAAUUCUCAGUCCGUCUGGUGUGCAUGGAGGUGACCGUGGAUGCUCAGGGUCUGAGGCAGCUGUGCCAGGUGCUGCGGGGGGCCCCGCGAACGCUGGCCCUGCGGUCUCACAGGCCCUCAAGCCCUCGGCGGCCGCUCUGCAGACAGUGCUGAGCCUCAUCUCCAUGACCUCCCCUCGAAACCUGCAGCCUCAGAGGGCAGCCCUGGCUCCAUCGUUUGUGGAAUUUGACAUGUCCAUGGAAGGCUAUGGCUGCCUGUUCAUUCCGACCCUGUCGACGGUUAUGGGCACUAGCACCGAGUACUUGGUCUCCGGAGGGAUUGGGACAGGCGCUGCCAGACCCUUCCCUCCCCCCGGGGGCCUGACCUUCUCCUGCUGGUUCCUGAUCUGCCGCCAUAGUGCUAUCCCUGGCGGCCACCCGCUCCGCUUCCUCACGCUGGUGCGCCACCUUGCCAGGACCGAGCAGCCCUUCGUCUGCCUCUCUGUCAGCCUCUGCCCUGACGACCUCUCCUUGGUGGUGUCCACGGAAGAGAAGGAGUUUCAGCCUCUGGAUUCCAUGGAGCCUGAGGAUGUUGCUGAGCCUUCUGCGGGACGCCAGCUCCAGGUCAGGUGUGGGCAGUUGCUGGCUUGUGGUCAGUGGCAUCACCUGGCUGUAGUGGUCACCAAGGAGAUGAAAAGGAAUUGCACUGUUUCCACCUAUCUGGAUGGACAGGUCAUUGGCUCAGCCAAGAUGUUGUACAUUCAGUCCCUACCGGGACCUUUCCUUGCAAUGGAUCCGUCUUCCUUUGUGGAUGUGUGUGGAUAUAUUGCUACCCCUCGAGUCUGGAAGCAAAAAUCGUCAUUGACUUGGCGUCUUGGCCCUACAUACCUCUUUGAAGAAGCCAUCUCAGUGGAAACUUUGGAAGUUAUUAACAAACUUGGCCCAAGAUACUGUGGUAACUUCCAAGCAGUACAUGCCGAAGGAGAGGACUCUGAUGGUGAAGCUGUGGCCCUUGUUGCGGAGGAGAGGGUUUCCUUUGGACUUCACGUAGCCAGCUCAUCCAUCACCAGCGUGGCAGAUAUAAGACACACUUACAACGAGGUGGACAGCCGCCUGAUAGCCAAAGAGAUGAACAUUUCAUCCCGCGACAGUGCCACACCCGUGUUCUUGCUAAGAAGUUGUGCUGGCCAUCUCUCAGGCCCUCUUCGAACCAUUGGAGCGGCUGCUGUGGGCCAGUUAGGAGUGAGGGUGUUUCACUCCAGCCCUGCAGCCAGCAGCCUGGACUUCAUUGGAGGACCCGCCAUCCUCCUGGGCCUUAUGUCCCUGGCGACGGAUGACCACACCAUGUACGCAGCCGUGAAAGUCUUGCACUCGGUCCUGACCAGCAAUGCCAUGUGUGACCGCCUGAUGCGGCACAUCUCUGGGUACCAGAUAAUGGCGUUUCUGCUGAGAAAAAAGACUUCACUCCUAAACCAUAGAAUUUUUCAGCUAAUCCUCUCAAUUGCUGGCACUGCUGAACUGGGCUUCAGAUCAUCGACUAUUGCCAACAUUGGUAUCUUCCAGCACGUCCUCUGCAAUUUUGAGCUCUGGAUGAAUACUGCAGACAAUCUGGACCUCACCCUCUUCUCCCAUCUUGUUGAAAUUUUCCAGUCACCAAGGGAAGGACCCAGGAAUGCCGAAGUUGCCCACCAAGCACAGCUCAUACCCAAGCUCGUCUCCCUCUUCAAUGAGCCGGUCCUCACCCCCUCCAAGAUCACCACCAUCAUUGCUAUCCUGGGCCACCAGCUGAGGGGCCACUUUAGCCUCCAGGACAUGCUCAGGGUCGCCCUGUUUGUCGUGUACACCCUCAAGCCUUCGUCAGUGAACGAGAGGCACACCUGCACGGACGGAGUCCUGGACCUCUCUGCACCUGCUGGAAGCCAAACAUCUGGAAAGACAAUCUGGCUCAGAAACCAGCUGCUGGAGAUGCUGCUCAGUGUAAUGUCUUCUGGCCACCUUCAUCUGUCCUCUGAGAAAAAGGAAGAAGCGUUUCUGAGCCUGGGGCCAGACUGGUUCCUGCUUUUCAUGCAGGGCCACCUGCACCCCAGCACCACCGUCCUGGGGCUGAAGCUGCUGCUGUACUUCUUGUCAAGCCCCGUCCUCCGGGGGCGAUUUAAAGAGGGCAUGGCGGCCGGAUCCUGGGUGGCAAACAGCGCCGCGGGUGUGGACAUCAUAAUGAACAACCUGAAGAGUCCCCCUGCCACGCCUGAGCAGAGCGCCUGCUUGCUUCCUGGGUUCCGUGUGUUGAAUGACUUCCUGGCCCACCAUGUUCAUAUUGCUGAAGUCUACCUCAUUGUGUCUGCCUUCUUCCUGCAGACUCCACUCACCGAGCUGACUGACCAGCCCAAAGACAGCCUCGAGGCCAUGCUUCGGUGGCUCCUGCAGAAGCACCACAGAGAAGAGGUCCUCCGGGCUGGCCUGUGCUUGGAAGGUGGCCUGCUGCUUCUGGAAAUGCUGAAAGCCACCAUGAACCAGCCCUCAGCAGAUUCUGAAGAUGACAUCUGGGAACAGAGCUUCCCGGCCAGCGUGCUGCAGUUCCUGGGCCUCGUCCACAGUGCCUACUCCCAGGACCCUAUGUGGCAUGCCCUGGAGUUUCUCCAGACCUUGGCUGCGGUCACCUUCCCUCUGGGAAUGCAGAAGGGGGCCAUGGCUGAGUCCACCUGGAAUGCUGGGAGUCCUGGGGCUGCGGCCGAAGGUCACAGCCCUGCAGAGGAGCUCCAGGCUCCUGCUCGGAAGCAGCUGAGGAUGUUUACAAAGCUUGUCUUGAGGGGGCUCCUGAAGUCGGCUUCCUCCCCCAAGCAGUGGCUGCCACUGGAGGUGCUCCUGGAGGCUUCUCCUGACAGUGCCACUGGCCAACAGAAGCGAGACUUCCAGUCUGAGGUCCUGCUCUCCACCAUGGAGAUAUUUCACAUUAUGAGUGAAGGCAAUGCGCCGGUACUGGGAGGCGGUAAGGAGCCUCAGCCGAAUGCAGAAGCUGCUGCUACUCCAUCCCUCACCAACAUCUCCUACUUCACCCAGAAGCUGGUGGAGAAGCUGCACAGUGGGAUGUUCACAGCCGACCCCAGACACAUCCUUCUCUUCAUCACAGAGCACAUCAUGGUGGUCAUUGAGAGCAUCGCUUCUCAAAGGGAAGCCAUCCUCAGCGCUUUGUAUAGCAGUUUGAAUAAAGUCAUCCUGUAUUGCCUUUCCAAGGCCCAGCAGUCCCUCUCCGAAUGCCUCAGCCUCCUCAGCAUCUUGAGCUAUCUGCAGGAGCACUGGGACAUCAUCUUUGCCACCUAUAAUUCCAACGCUGGUUUCCUCCUGUGUCUCAUGCAUUGCCUUUUGCAGCUCAAUGCGAGAAGCUAUCCAGAAGGAUUUGGAUUGGAACCCAAGCCUAGGAUGACUCCUUAUCAUCAAGUCUUUCUCUCCCCAAAUGAAGAAGUGAGAGGAAAAAGAGGGGAAAACGUCCCAAGUUUGAGUGAUGUCCAGCACAAUAUCCAGAGGAUGGUGCGGACUCUCUGGCAGCAGCUGGUGGCACAGAGGCGGCAGGCACUGGAGGAUGCCUUCAAGAUUGAUCUCUCCGUGAAACCUGGAGAGAGUGAAGUGAAGAUUGAAGAGGUCACCCCACUCUGGGAGGAGACCAUGCUCAAGGCCUGGCAGCAUUACUUAGUAUCUGAGAAGAAGAUGCUGGCCAGUCGCUCAAAUGUCACCCACCACAGCAAAGUCACUUCGUGGAGUGGGAGCCUCUCGUCAGCCAUGAGACUGAUGCCCAGCCGGCUAGCCAAGGACCCUGAGUGCAAGGCAGAGGAUUUUGUGCCGUGUAUAGAGAACUACAGAAGGAAAGGACAGGAGCUAUAUGCAUCUUUAUACAAAGAUCAUGUGCAGAGACAGAGAUGUGGCAGCAUCAAGGCAGCCAGCGCCUGGGCCAGGAUCAAGGAGCAGCUCUUCGGGGAGCUGGGCUUGUGGGGCCAGACGGUGGGAGCCGCACCCUGCUCGCAAUGGGAGCUGGACAGGCGAGAAGGACCUGCUCGCAUGAGGAGAAGAAUCCGACGCCUGUCUCCACUGGAGGCCCAGAGUCAGGCAGCCCACGAGGAGAGCCAAGACAGAAAUGAUAUUUCUCAAACAAAUGCUGGAAACAAAGAUGAACUGACACCAAAGGAAGUCGAGAUUGAGAGAGACGAAGUGGCAAUGGACUGCACCAAGCUGACGUUCUUCCCUGCCUUGCACGAAAGUCUGCACUCGGAAGACUUCUUAGAACUGUGUAGGGAAAGACAAGUUAUUUUACAGGAGCUUCAUGAUCAAGAAAAGGUGUCACUGAAAUACUCCCUGGUGAUCGUGCAAGGGCACCUGGUCUCAGAAGGGGUCCUUCUCUUUGGCCAACAGCACUUCUACAUCUGCGAGAACUUCACACUGUCUCCUGUGGGCGACGUCUACUGCACCCGCCACUGCUUGUCCAACAUCAGCGAUCCGUUCAUUUUCAACAUGUGCAGCAAAGACAGGUCCUGUGACCAUUAUGCAUGCCAGCGCCACAGGUACACGGACAUCAGGGAGAUCCGCCAGACACACUUCCUUCUGCAGGACAUCGCCCUGGAAAUCUUUUUCCAAAAUGGAUGUUCUACGUUUCUUGUCUUCCACAACAAUGACCGGAGUAAGGCCUUCAAAAGCUUCUGCUCUUUCCAACCUGGCUUGAAGGGGAAAGGCAUCACGGAGGACUCCCUAAACCUAAGGAAACACCCCGGCUCGGACAGAACCAUGCUGCAGAGGUGGCAGAAAAGGGAAAUCAGCAAUUUUGAGUAUCUCAUGUACCUCAACACGCUGGCUGGGAGGACCUACAAUGAUUACAUGCAGUAUCCAGUGUUUCCCUGGGUUCUUGCCGACUACACCUCAGAGACUUUGAACUUGGCGAACCCCAAGACCUUCCGGGAUCUUUCAAAACCCAUGGGGGCUCAGACCAAGGAAAGAAGGCUGAAAUUCGUCCAGAGGUUUAAAGAAGUUGAGAAGACUGAAGGAGACCUGACCGUCCAGUGCCACUACUACACUCACUACUCCUCUGCUAUCAUUGUCGCCUCCUACCUGGUCCGGAUGCCACCCUUCACCCAGGCCUUCUGCUCUCUGCAGGGCGGAAGCUUCGAUGUGGCAGAUAGAAUGUUCCACAGUGUGAAGAAUGCAUGGGAGUCUGCCUCCAGGGAGAACAUGAGUGACGUGAGGGAACUGACCCCGGAGUUCUUCUACCUGCCCGAGUUCCUAACGAACUGUAAUGCAGUGGAGUUUGGCUGCAUGCAGGAUGGGACAGUGCUGGGGGAUGUGCAGCUCCCUCCCUGGGCUGAUGGAGAUCCUCGGAAAUUUAUCAGCCUGCACAGACAGGCUCUGGAAAGUGACUUUGUCAGCGCCAACCUUCACCAGUGGAUAGACCUCAUUUUUGGAUACAAGCAGCAAGGCCCAGCUGCAGUGGAAGCUGUUAACACCUUCCACCCCUACUUCUAUGGCGACAGGAUGGACCUCAGCAGCAUCAGAGACCCACUGAUCAAAAGCACCAUCCUGGGCUUUGUCAGCAACUUUGGACAAGUGCCCAAACAGCUCUUCACCAAACCCCACCCGACCAGGACUGCUGCAGGAAAGCUGUCACCUGGAAAGGAUGUGAACACACCCACGGGCCUGCUGGGCCACGUCCAGCCAUUUUUCUACAGCCUGCAGUCUCUGAGGCCCUCCCCGGUCAUGGUCAAAGAUAUGUACCUCUUCUCACUAGGCUCCGAAUCCCCCAAGGGAGCCAUCGGCCAAAUCGUCCCCACCGAGAAGACCAUCUUGGCGGUGGAGAGGAACAAGGUGCUGCUGCCUGACCUCAGCAACAGGACCUUCAGCUGGGGCUUCGACGACUUCAGCUGCUGCCUGGGCACCUACGGCUCUGACAAGGUCCUGAUGAAGUUUGAGAACCUGGCCGCCUGGGGCGGCUGCCUGUGUGCCGUGUGCCCGUCAGCCACGAUGGUCAUCACGUCGGGAGCCAGUGCCGCGGUGUGUGUGUGGGAGCUCUGCUCGGCCAGAGGCCAGGCGGGACUGUGCCUCAGGCAGGUGAGCAAGGCACAAGGAAGGUAAGUGACUCGUCCAAGAUCAUAUAGCAGAAAAUGAAAGACUGACUCAGAAUGGAAGUGGCAGAGCACAAAUGGCCAUCCAGGAGGCAAGGAGCUCGUCCUCAUCCUACCUCAUAAGCCACCACUCAUGAUAAUAGCCACAGUGAUACCUGCUGUUCACUUAACACCCGGAACACGCCAGGAUCUUACACCUCAUGCUGAGUCACCACCCGGCUGUCGGUGGAGGCUUCCGUGUUGCCAUGAUACUGAACUGGUUUCAGCGGAGCUGCCAGACUAAGAUGGACUAGAAAGAAAGGCCUGGUGAUCUACUUUUGAAAAUCAGCCAGUGAAACCCCUAUGGAGCAUAAUAGUCUGACCCACAACCUGUCAGUAGGACUGGCACAGCAUUGGCAGAGUGUCCGUCUGUGGGGCGUGGGGUAGCUGUGAGCCAGGGGCCUGCGAGACAGCAGCUGACAGCAACAACAACAAAGCAGCUGUUGUACCCGCUUUCGGAAGAGAAAACGGGCUCAGAAAAGUUUCAGUGAGUUUAACCCUGUGCUGUCUCUCUGUGUACUCUUGAACUUGCCCUAAGAUAUCUUUAGGAUGCUUCCAACUCUAAAUACAAUUCAUUUUUACUUCUGAUUUUUAGUUAGCCAUGUAGCCCCCCAAAUCAGAAUAAACCCUACAAAAAUCACCACUGAUGAGAUUGUUCUAAAUGGAAAUGUUUCACUGGACUGGCUAGGUUCUCUGAAUGAUUUCCAAGUCUCUCCUUGUCUCCUCUGAGCUGGCCCCUGCACGUGGGCACUCCCAAGUUAAAUGAACAAAAGGUCCAUUGUGAGGGAGGAGGUUUCCCAUUGCCCCCUGGAGGCUUCCUUGCUGCUUUGGGCUUGUUUUAUUUUAUUUUUGGCCUAAAUGGAGAGAGGAGUCCCUAGGUUGUACGAACAGUUAAUGCACUCAGCUGCUAACUGAAAAGCUAGAAGUUUGAGUCCAUCUAGAGGUGCCUCAGCAGAAAGGCCUGGUGAUCUACAUCCAAAAAUUUAGCCAUUGAAAACCCUAUUGAGCACAGUUAUGCUCUAAUACACAUGGGGUCACUGUGAGCUGGUUAAAGUGGAGAGACUGCAUGGCCUUCCUGCGAGGUUUCUCCUCUCUGAGGCAGGGCAUUUAGACUCCCUGUGCCGUGGCCUGGAGGAGCCUCCCACCGCUGCCCCAUGCCUCGCUCAGAAGUGAAGAUGCUGUGUAAAAGCUUCCAUAUUGAUGCCAUAAAAUAUAAUUUAUCACUGUCUCCCGGGUCCAAAUCAAGAGAAGAAGGUCUGGGGAAUCCCACAUGCUCUUAGCUCCAGACAAAAUAAAACACUUUAUCAUCUACCCAUGGAGCCUGAUGUGGCCUUGACGACUCUCAGCAAGGGGGCCCUUCCUGAACUACAGUCAGAGAAGCCGUCAUUAAAUAGGCUUGAAAAAUCUUUGAAAAGUGUUUUAUUUUUAAAGGUACUACACGACUAAAGAAAAAUUUCAAAUUCACUUCAAAAUAGAAUAAUUCCCUAUACUGCAUCCCCAAAUAUACAUAUUUAUGCCAUUCUAAUCAUUAUGUACAAAUUUUUCCUCCGCUGUUUUCACCUAGCCUGUCAAACUGUUUCCAUUUGCCUGCAGUCUCUGUAAUUUACGUUUCAAUUAUUCUGUAUUACUCCAUUCCUCUAAAAUUACAUUUCAAUUUUUCUGUUAUGUCAAUACACCACAGUCUAAUAAACCGUUUCUUCUAAAACUAGACAAUUAAGUUGUUUCCAAGUUUUAACUAUUUUAAAUAGUGCUGUGGAAAACAUCUUAUAUAAAUUGUUGUUUGCUUCUGAUUAAUUGUUUCCUUAAGAUAAAUUUUAAGAAGUAGAAUUACUGAGUAGUGGCAUAAUGCUUUUCAGAAUCAUUCUGUAGCUUCACAGUGCCACCAGCAAUUCAGAGUACCAUUCUCCUCACAGUGAAACCAGCACUGGGAAUUAUUUUCAGAGAUUUUAUUUUAUUUUAUGUUUUGCUACUUUAGUUAGGUGUAAGAUAAGAUAAUGAAGUUAUCUUAUUGACCUUGUAGAGAAGCAUUAUUCUGAAAAAAGAGCCAGUCGAGAACAGAUUUAAAACUACUUCCUCCAAAACCCUGUGAAUCGCAACAGAAUAUUGUCCAAUAUAGUGCUGGUAGAUAAGCCUUCUAGGUUGGAAGGUACUCGGAAUACACAGUGGCCACAGUGGGCUCCAGCAUACCAGUGAUCAUGAAGAUGGUGCAGGGCUGGGCCGCGUUUCAUUCUGUUGUAUAGGGAGUCACCGGGAGCCGGAGCCAGCUCGAAGGCACUGACAACAAUUUGUCUUGACUCCUAAGGCGCUAAGACAGUUUUCACAGUGUGGCACCCGACCAAGCACAUCACCUAGGAGCCUGUUAAACAUGUGCCCCCUUGGGUCCUACCCAAGACCUUUGGGGUCAGAAGCUCAGGGAGUGGGGGGCCAGCAAUAGGGUGGCAAUGCUCAAGUUUGAGAACCCUCCCACAUUAAGGGAGCCUCAGAAACACACCAGUCCCUGGAAGCUAAACCAUGAAGAAGACUGGGAAAUCAUGUCACAAGUAAAAAGAUUCAACUUUUGAAGUAGAUGGGCCCAGGUUCAUAGCCAGCCUGGCCACAUGGCAGCGGAGUGACAGGGCCUUGGGCCUGACCCUCAGAGUUUGGCUUCUGCGGGGUCUGGCCUGGCCCUGUAUGGUUGUGUGUCCAGGUCUGGCUGAAGGAUGUCUCCCUGUGGAUGCAUCCCAGAGGGGCUGGGGAAGCCUGCCAGACCCCCUGGUACCCCAGGCCCACUGCUGCUAGUAACGGCAGUCUCCAUCACAACUAGCCGAGGCUACCAGCUGAGCCCAGUCUGAGGCCCUGUGUGCACACACGCAGCUUUUGACUCUGGAAUCAGCCAGAGAGGUGGCGGAGAUGGCUUUUGGAAACACGAUCCAGCUGGCUUCCUAGUGGUAAAUCUCGGCCCCCAGGACAGACACGCCGCCCACUCAUUUGGGCUGGGGAGACUGAGCGUCAUUCUUCAAAGCUGUCACUUUGCCCCGUCACAGCAGUAAAGAGUUCUACAAGGACUCUGGCUUGUCCGCCUGGGUCCUGAAGUGUCACCAAGCAGAUGGUGCUGGCAAGCUUCUGGGCAUCACCCACGGAAGAAGAUUUGGGACGUCUUCAGAAAAUGGAAGCUGCCUAAGUGAACUGAUGAAAGCAGAGGAUUUGACAGGAGCUUUCUGAUUCUCUUCCCAGAGUGAGCUUCCCAGAACUGACAAAUCCGUUAUGACCGCAGGAGACAGGGUGACUCCCAGGAGUGUAGGGAAGGGGACCUGGCACAGGGGCUGGGGAUGCAGAGAGAGAGAGAUGUUCUGAGUCAAAAUGCCUACAUGGGCUGUUCAUUAGUGCAACUGAGCCUGCAGGAGUGAGGGGACCGGCGUGUGGUGUGCGCACUGCCUACCUACGGAAGGCGUGUUGUCUUCAGACUAGCUAGAAACCAGAAUGUGCCAAGGUAUCCAGGACCCCACCAUCCUGAAAGGCAGAGGAAGUCAAUAAAGGGAUGGUUGUUAGUUGCCAUGGCAACCUUAUGGCCAACAGAAGGAAACACUGCCUGGUCCUGCACCAUCUUCCUCAUCAUUGCUGUGCUCAGUCCAUUGUUGCUGCCACUGUGUAUUUUGAGUGCCUUCCAGCACCAUGUCCGACAAUACUCUGCUGUAUCCAUAAGGUCUUCAUUGGCUGAUUUUUGAAAGUAGAUCACCAGCCUUUUCUUCCUAGUCUGCCUUAGUCUUAGUCUGGAAGCUCUGCUGAAACCCAUCCACCAUGAGUGACCCUGCUGCUAUUGGUAAUAUUAGUGGCACAGCUUCCAGCAUCAUAACAGCAUGCAAGCCACCACAGUAUGACAACUGACAGAUGGGUGGUGGCAAGACAAAUGAGGGGAGUACAAAGCAUAAGAAGGGUGCUGGUGUCCACUUGGCUAUGGUAAAAAGAGCUACUGAUCAUCCUCAGCUGGGCCUCAGACCCUGGAAGUAGAUGGAACUGACAGGCCAGACAUGGACAACCGCACACACACGCACACACGUAUGCACAUGCACACAGGCUUUGGAAUGACUGAGUGUCUCUAAAUCUCCGUUUCUUCAUCUGGGAC